Messenger RNA from Brassica napus (rape), 1242 nucleotides. RefSeq lists its product as uncharacterized. NCBI's taxonomy places the organism in Eukaryota, Viridiplantae, Streptophyta, Magnoliopsida, Brassicales, Brassicaceae. The coding region runs from base 1 to 1242 and encodes 413 amino acids. The record is from RefSeq and is a predicted model, not a curated record. The transcript has 3 exons.
AUGGCUCAUUCUUUUCCGGAAUGGAAUUUUGACUCGAAUCACUCCACUGAAGCAGAAAAUGGACGUAUUGUGGUCAUAUGGAAUCCGGCAUUAUCGGUGAUCACCUAUCUUAAAGCCCCUCAGCUCGUGGUCUGUGGAGUAUUUGAUCCAAUUACCAGCUGCUCUUUCACAGUAGCCUUUGUUUAUGCCUUCAAUGACAGAAUGAAUCGCUUACCCUUAUGGGCAGACAUCAAAAGGCUUGCCUCAUCUCCUGUUCUUCGUAAUGCUUCUGAACUUUCCAGGCAUUUGGAAUAUGAGAAGAUGGAGCAGCACAAGAAGAAGUACCUUGAGAAUUUUGCACUUAUGUAUGGGAAUCAAACAGUUGAGGAGUUCAUAAGAAUCAUCGUAAGAGAUGAGAAAAUCGUAAGAGCAUGCUAUGCAGAAUCAACAGACUGGAUAAGCUCUGAAGACUUCGUUGAAAUGAUGCUCGUCGACUCGGUGUUCAUACUAGUGUUUUUAAAGCAGACCGGACGUAGAUACAUCGACAAAACAGGAGAUUUUCUUUUCGACAAGUCUUGCCACCGAGACACUAUCUUUGAAGACCUACUCUUGCUCGAGAACCAACUUCCAUUUUCCCUUUUGGAAAACCUCUUUGGACCCUUCUUCAUAAAGUUUGGAGAUAACUUGACGUUCCACGAGCUAGACAGUGCAGGAGUUGAUAUUGUAGGGAAUAAAGUAGAGAGGGGCACAUCGUUCGAACGUGGUGUUUUGACAAUGCCUUGCUUCACAGCACGUGGUCACACGGAAAGGUUGUGGAGGAACAUAAUGGCACUAGAGCAGUGUCAUUAUACUUACGCAGCCUAUGUUUGUCACUACAUCACUUUCUUGGACUUCCUCAUCGACACCGAGCAAGACGUUGAAUUACUCGUCAACAAAGGGGUUAUAAAGAAUUUGUUGGGACAUUCCGAAUCGGUGGUGGAAAUGGUGAACAAGAUGUGCUUAGGGCUCGCUGAUAAUGGCUCUUACUAUUACGAUAUAGCCGAGAGACUUAACAAAUACUACGACAACCGUCUCAACAGAUCCCUCGCAACUCUCCGGCGAGUCUACUUCAAAGACCUUUGGACUGGAACUGCCACCAUCGCAGCAGUUAUAAUUCUGGUCUUGACUUUGAUUGGGACGGUGACUUCCGUUCUCCAAGUGACUCAGGACGACAGUGAUCCCACUAAGUCACUGCUUCCGCCCCCUCCUUCCCGGGACUUGUAG